Messenger RNA from Effrenium voratum, 3720 nucleotides. NCBI's taxonomy places the organism in Eukaryota, Dinophyceae, Suessiales, Symbiodiniaceae. The record is from the annotation of a GenBank genome assembly.
AUGUGUGCGGCGGCCCGAGCGAGACUGGUGGCGCAGGCGGACGUCAGGCUGCGCCCACAGCGGCUGGAUGCGUGCGGUGCGCGGGACAGUAGAGCGACUGCAGCGGAGCACGAGUGUGCAUACCUGCAGCAUCACGUGCACGCAGAGCCCGUGCUGCGGAGCAUCAUGGCGGACUGUGGCAAGGUGGAGUGGCCGGACAUAGAGCUCACAGUGUAUGCAGCGGGGGACGCCGUACACCGGUGCCCAGACCGAGUAGUGUUAGCAGGCGCUGGACAGCCUGCGGAGAAGCUCCGGCUAAGUUUGUUCAGUCGCACGGAUGCAGACGGCAACGGGUGGCACUAUGACCCGCUUUUCUUCGAAGGCAGAGUCAGUGUUCGCGUUGCAGAGCUGGACGUUGUGGAGGAGGCGGCCACUGCGUUCGAGCGCGCAGAAGCUGCAGGAGGCGAAGCAGGAGAGAACGAGGCGGUUGUCAGCCUGGGCAUGGGCGUGCGCAGGGACAGUGGAGACCAAAGGCAGGCGCUGGAGGAAGCUGUGGAGGACACUGUCGCUGGGAGGAUGAUCUCCAUGUCGGAAUUUGCGGGCAAGCAUUGCGGGCGCAUCGUCUGCGCGUUUCGCGGGUGUGAGUACACGUGUGCCACGGCGGACGUGCUGGAUGCGCACCUGCGAGAAGCACAUGCGGGCGACUUGGCGGCGGCUGUGGCGGCUCGGUCGCGCUUGAAGGGGGUCAGCAGCGAGGCGCACCUGGCGGUGUACCGGCUGUGCUUGCAGGAGCUGGCGCGCAGGUCGCCCCCACAGGCGAGCGCACGCCAAGAUCGCACCUGCUUGCGCAGCUACUGCGAUCAAGUGCGCACGGCCCGGACGCUCAUGUGCUUUGUGUGCGCGUGCCGAUUUGCGGGCGUGGAAGAGGAGACGGAUCAGGAUAUUCAGCGGUACCGCGUAGCGGACAUGCGCGGUUUGCUGGAACUGCUCUCGUUCACGACGUACAUGGAGAAGUAUGGCAAUCUUUGGCCGAGCGGGCCAGACUUGCGCGGCAACGAGGCUGCGUUCCGUGAGUGGCUCAGAGGGUUCGAGGGCACGCCUCUGUUGUGCUGUCCGGAAGACGUAGAUUGCGCAGCGCACGACGCGCGGAUGGGUGCGGGAGAGCUCUGCCCAGCGUGCAGCAUCCCGAUUUGCUCCGUGUGUGUCCAAGACUGGCGCGCAUCGAGGGGCUCGCUUCCAGCUGCAGCGUUGUCCAACGACAUGUGGACGGGGUACUUGCCUGUGGAGAUCUACACCCAGGCGGCCACGGUGUGCGAACUGAUUGCAGCCUCGCCGUGCCUCACCGGCAUGUUUUGUUUCUCCCUAGAGUACCACCGUGCAAGCAGCGUCUACGACGCGACGGCGUACAUGCCUCGCCACCGGCUCGGGGCGCGCGGCAAUGUGACGUCGUAUCCACUGCCCUGGCUCGACCUCUUAGCGCAGCUCGGUAGCAUGGAAGCUGGCAACAGCGUGGCGCUGCCGAGGACUGGCGUGGAGCUCGCAGAGACGGUGCAAGUCUUACUGCGGACAGGUGGUGGGCUAGGGGAGGCGGACGCAGGGAGAUUCUUGCAUCAGGCACGGGUUCGGCGGGCCGUAGUGCUGGCCUUGAUCCGCGGAGCUGUGGCGCGGAAGCACACUGCGUAUGCAAACGUGGACUUGGACGCGGCCAUGACUCGGGCUGCAGGUCUGCCGGAGGACGGGGUGCCUCCGGAAAUCGUGCGGCUGCUGGACCCGGAUCGGAACAUCAGUCGCCUGCGUCCGCAGAAAGCGGCAACGCCCGCCGAUGGGUGUCACCUGGAAGCGGAAGACGCGGCGCGGCAGCUGGCAGAUGUGCGCCCCCACGCAGUGCUGCUUGAAAACAGCAGCGCAUUGGAGGAGGAUGCCGUCGCGCAGGACAUCGCGGCCUGGCGACACUUUGACACGCAGCUUCGAUGGGGGACAGAGCCGCCCGAUGCAGCGGUGACUGUAACCGCGGGGUCGCAGCUGGUCGAUCAGUUCAAGCCGCUGUAUUUCGGUGUCGCUUUUGCGUUUUGCUUCAGUUACUGCAUAGGCUUGCCCGACUUGGUGCAUCACGGCACAACGACGCGGUACAGGCGGGAAGCGUCGGCGCCAAUCAUCGACUUCCCGCGCUGGGCUCGCGCUGUGAGUCGACGUGCAGAAAGCCAAUUUGCGCGCGACUGGCUGCUACUGUUUGCGCUGUGGAACUACAGUUUUCGCGUGCAAGUGAACGCGAGCCGUGGAUUGGUUGCGUACGUGCCUCGUGGGCUGCCCAGCCUGACAAGUGAGGAGCUGACGGAGGGCGCCGUCGCGCUGUGCAAGGCCUUGCGCGGUCAGUACCGCGCAGGGCCGGACGCGCCGCUGCAGCCGGUUGCUGGGGACGUCUCGAAGCUGCACAUGGUGCCGGAGCUUCCUCGCGCCGCGCGCGUUCUGCUGCAAAACGUGCAACACGUAUCAGCGAAGAUUCCAGGCACCGUGGAGGUGAGGAAGCUCAUGCGACACGAGACGCACGCGUACCGCAUCAUUUACGGGGAGCCAAUCUUCGUAACAAUCAGUCCAAACGAGCGGGACAACUUGCUGAGUGUGCGACUGUUUCGUUGUCGAAAGAGCGACCCUGUCGUGGAAGCGGACGAGGACGCGCGGCAGUGGGGCGGAGAACGCCAGCCUGUGCUGGGCACAGCUGUGACAGAGGCAACGGCAGGCUCGCUGCCUGCCUUUGAAGCACGGCGUCACCUGGCGGCGGCGGACCCGCUGUCAGUGGUGGAGGCCUUUCACUUGCAACUGCGGCUGUGUCUGCGACACUUGUUUGGCAUCAACAUCUGCAAGAACUGCCCGCGAUGCAACUGCAUGUCCGAAGACGGCAGCGUCGCAUCCUUGCGCCUCGGAAUUUUCGGGCGAGUUACAGCGGUGUAUGCGGCGCUGGAACACCAGAAAGCCGGCGGCUUGCACGCGCACAUGCAAGUCUUCGCGGAGAAUCUUCACCAAGUCACGCCCUUGCACGAAAUCUGGAACCGGCUGGAGAAGGAAGCCAGCGCGCCGAUGGUGCAGCGAUAUCUGGCGUUCAAGGCACACGUGUGCAAAGAAACCUACGACGACCUGGCCACGCAGCAGCAGCGUGCGCACGAGGUCGAGGCAGCGUGGCCGGAGCAUGCCCGCAACCCGGCGCUCGUGUCCAUGCCGACGUAUCUGCUGGAUGGGGACGCGAGCGACGCGUAUUGGGCUGAAGCGUUCCGGGCCGACGUGCAAAGGAUUCAAGAGCUGAAGCAACAUCACGUACACCCCUUUGAUGCAGAGGGUCGUCGGCAACUUCUACGGCACUGUCAAAGCAGAAAGGAUCGAACAGUGUGUAAGGGGCGCUUUCCACGCGUGCAGGAAAUCUGUAGCGAGGCGGUGGUGCUUUGUCCCGGCUUGGCUCGGGCGUUCAAUCUGCCGUUCCAAGGCCGUAGAAAUUUAGUGGGCGCUCUCGUGGGGCCGCGCAACAAUGAAUGGGUGAACGGCACCCAUCCGGCACUGACCGCUGCGCUGCGGGCGAACACGGACGUCCAGCUUCCGUAUCGACUCCCGCCCUGCAAGGAAACCCACAGCAGCCUGUGCGAUGAGGCCAGCUGCCUGGACGGGGUAGAUCUGCAAAGCGUCAUAACCGCCGCGCAGCACGCGCAGAACGCACAGUGUGGAUACGCUGGGGACUACGGCAGCAGGUGGUAG